Molecule: messenger RNA, 5929 nt
Organism: Archocentrus centrarchus (flier cichlid)
Lineage: Eukaryota; Metazoa; Chordata; Actinopteri; Cichliformes; Cichlidae
Product: myosin-7B-like
Exons: 45
Coding region: 1-5826 (1941 amino acids)
Cellular component (GO): cytoplasm; myosin filament; myosin II complex
Molecular function (GO): actin filament binding; microfilament motor activity; ATP binding
Source: RefSeq, a predicted model, not a curated record
AUGUCUCGGUUCGUGGACAUGGCGGAGUUUGGAGAAGCUGCUCGCUACCUUCGCCUCACCAACUUGGAGCAGCUGGCUGCCAAGGCCCAGGCGUUUGAUGGCACGAAGCGCGUUUGGAUGCCUGAGGACACUGAAGCAUAUAUUGAAGUGGAGAUCAGAGAGCUGAACGGAGACAAGACCACUGUGGAGACCAAAGAUGGACGGUUUCUAAUAGUAAAAGAAGACGACCUCCAGCCAAUGAACCCUCCUAAGUUUGACAUGAUAGAGGACAUGGCCAUGCUGACGCACCUGAACGAAGCGUCUGUCCUCUUCAACCUGAGGAGGAGAUACAGCAUGUGGAUGAUCUAUACCUACUCUGGUCUGUUCUGUGUCACAGUCAACCCGUACAAAUGGCUGCCGGUCUACACCCCUGAGGUGGUAACGGCCUACAAAGGGAGGCGACGCGCAGACAUGCCACCGCACAUCUACGCCAUCGCCGACAACGCCUACACCGACAUGCUGCAAAAUCGUGAGAACCAGUCAAUGCUCAUCACCGGUGAGUCAGGUGCCGGGAAAACAGUCAACACUAAGAGGGUGAUCCAGUACUUCGCCAUCGUCGCUGCUUUGGGGGAAAAUGUGAAAAAAGGAGGAUCUUUAGAGGAUCAGAUUAUUGAAGCUAAUCCAGCCAUGGAAGCAUUUGGGAAUGCCAAAACCAUCCGGAACGACAACUCCUCCCGCUUUGGAAAAUUCAUCAGAAUUCACUUUGGUCCGACAGGGAAGCUGGCGUCUGCUGACAUCGACAUCUACCUUCUAGAAAAGUCCAGAGUUGUGUUCCAGCAGCCCGGAGAGAGAAGCUACCACAUCUACUACCAGAUUCUGUCCAAUCACAAGCCAGAAUUACAAGACAUGCUGCUGGUGACCACCAACCCCUACGACUACCAGGUGUGCUCUCAGGGUGUGACCACAGUGGAGGGCAUCAGUGAUGGAGAGGAGCUCAGGCUCACAGACCAUGCCAUGGACACGCUGGGCUUCACCCCAGAGGAGAAGUAUGGCUGUUAUAAAAUCGUUGGUGCCAUCAUGCACUUUGGCAACAUGAAGUUUAAGAAGAAACAGAGAGAAGAGCAGGCCGAGGCUGACGGCACAGAGAGUGCAGAUAAAGCAGCUUACCUGAUGGGCAUCAGCUCUGCCGACCUGCUGAAAGGCCUGCUGAACCCCCGAGUCAAAGUUGGAAAUGAGUUUAUUGUUAAAGGACAGACUGUAGAACAGGUCAAUUAUGCAGUGGCCGCCCUGGCCAAAGCCACCUAUGACCGCAUGUUUAAGUGGCUGGUGGGCCGUAUCAACUCAUCCUUAUACACCGCUUUGCCUCGUCAGUACUUCAUCGGUGUGCUGGACAUCGCUGGCUUUGAAAUCUUUGAGUUCAAUAAUUUUGAGCAACUGUGCAUCAACUACACCAACGAGAAGCUGCAGCAGUUCUUCAACCACCACAUGUUCAUCCUGGAGCAGGAGGAGUACAAGGCUGAAGGCAUAGAGUGGACCUUCAUAGACUUCGGUUUGGACUUACAGGCCUGCAUAGACCUCAUAGAGAAGCCGAUGGGUAUUCUGUCCAUCAUGGAGGAGGAGUGCAUGUUCCCCAAGGCCACGGACCACAGCUUUAAAACCAAACUUUAUGAUAAUCAUCUGGGGAAGUCACCCAACUUCCAGCGGCCGCGUCUGGACAAAAAGCGCAAAUAUGAGACUCACUUUGAGUUGGUUCACUAUGCUGGAGUGGUGCCGUACAACAUCACAGGCUGGCUGGACAAAAACAGAGAUCCUCUGAAUGAGACGGUGGUGGCCCUCUUCCAGAAAUCCUCCAACAAACUGAUGGCUGCACUUUUUGAGAACUACGUCAGCUCUGACAUGCCGAGUGAUCCGAAGGCUGAAACCAAACAGAGGAGGAGGAAAGCAGCUUCUUUCCAAACUGUUUCACAGUUGCAUAAGGAAAAUCUUAAUAAGCUGAUGGCUAACCUUCGCAGCACUCAGCCUCACUUUGUCCGCUGCAUAAUCCCCAAUGAGAGCAAGAAUCCAGGUGUGAUGGAUCCCUUCCUGGUCCUCCAUCAGCUGAGGUGUAACGGCGUCCUCGAGGGCAUCAGGAUUUGCAGGAAGGGCUUUCCGAACCGUAUCCUGUAUGCUGAAUUCAGACAGCGUUAUCGCAUCUUGAAUCCUUCUGCGAUUCCAGAGGACUCAUUUGUGGACAGCAGGAAGGCUGUGGAGAAACUGCUGGGCUCUCUUGACAUAGACCACACCCAGUACAAGUUUGGACACACUAAGGUGUUCUUUAAGGCGGGUCUGUUGGGCCAGUUGGAGGACAUGAGGGACAACCGCCUGUCUCAGAUCCUCACCACAGUUCAGGCCAAAUGCAGAGGGAAGCUGAUGAGGAUGGAACGACAGAAACUGAUGCUGCAGAGAGACGCUGUGAUGGUGAUCCAGUUUGCCAUCAGGGCAUUCUUCUCGGUGAGGACUUGGCCGUGGAUGAUGUUGUUCUAUAAGCUCCGUCCGCUGCUCAGGAGUGCCCAGGCAGAGAAGGAACUGGCCGCUCUGAACGAAGACUUCAAGAAACUAAAAGAGGCCUACGACAGGUCUGAAGUGAAGCGGAAAGAGGCGGAGGAGCGACAGGUGGCUUUGGUUCAGGAGAAAAACGAUCUGGCUCUCCAGCUUCAAGCAGAGCAGGACAACCUGAUGGAUGCAGAGGAUCGCUGCAACCAGCUGAUUCAGUCUAAAAUCUCUCUGGAGUCAAAGCUGAAGGAGAUGCAGGAGCGCCUGGAGGAUGAGGAAGAGGUGAGCGCCACGCUGACCUCCAAGAAGCGUCAGCUGGAGGACGAGGUGUUAUCACUGAAGAGAGAUGUGGAUGACCUGGAGAUGACCCUGGCUAAAGUGGAGAGAGAGAGACAUGGGGUUGAGAACAAGGUGAAGAACCUGUCACAGGAGAUGUCGGUUCUAGAUGAAUCCAUAGCGUCACUGAGCAGAGAGAAAGCUGCCCUGCUGGAAGCUCACCAGCAGGCACUGAAUGACCUUCAGGCGCAGGAGGACAAAGUCAACAUGCUGGCCAAGACAAAAGCUCGACUGGAGCAGCAGGUGGACAGUGUGGAAGCUUCUCUGGAGCUGGAGAAGAAGGUGCGAACCGAUCUGGAACGAACCAAACGGAAGUUAGAGGGGGAUCUGAAGCUGUCCAUGGACUCAGUGAAGGAGCUGGAAAACCAGAAGGAAGAGCAGGAAGAAAGACUGAGAAAAAAAGACUUUGAGUUGGUUCAGCUUCAGUCAAAAAUGGAGGAUGAGCAGAGCCUGGUUACUCAGCUUCAGAAGAAGAUCAAAGAGCUUCAGACUCGUAUCGAGGAGCUGGAGGAGACGCUGGAGGCGGAGCGGGCGUGGCGCUCCAAAGCUGAACGUCAGAGGAACGAUGUCGCCAAAGAGCUGGAGGAGCUGGGAGAGAAGCUGGAGGAGGCGGGAGGAGCCUCUGCUGCUCAGAUCGCUCUCAACAGGAAGCGAGAGGCAGAUUUCCUGAAGUUACGGCGGGAGCUGGAGGAGGCGGGCCUUCAUCACGAGGCGACGGCCGCCACUCUGAGGAAGAAGCACUCGGACAUGGUGACGGAGCUCAGUGAGCAGAUAGAUGCUCUGCAGAGAGCCAAACAGAAGCUGGAAAAGGAGAAGACUGAGUUCCGGCUGGAGGCCGAUGACCUGGCUGCCAGUGUGGAGCAGCUCUCCAGGGCAAAGGCGGCUGUGGAGAAGAUGUGCAGGGUCUACGAGGACCAGCUGAAUGAAAGCAGGAGCCGAGCGGAUGAGCUGCAGAGACAACUGUCUGAAGUCAAUGCUCAGAAAGCACGAGCAGUCACAGAAACCACUGAGUACAAACGCCGUCUGGAGGAGCGGGACGCUAUGAUUGUUCAGCUCCAGCGUUUGAAGGCAGGCGUCUGCCAGAACGUGGAGGACAUGAAGAAGCAGCUGGAGGAGGAGAGCCAAGCUCGCGUGGCGCUGGCUCACGCGGUGCAGGCAUCCCGACACGACUGCAGCCUCCUCAGAGAGCAGCUGGAGGAGGAGCAGGAGGCCAAGGCUGAACUGCAGAGGGCGCUGUCUACGGCCAACAGUCAGGUGGUUCAGUGGAGAGCGAAGUACGAGACUGACGCUGUGCUGAGAAUAGAGGAGCUGGAGGAAGCAAAGAAGAAACUGGUAGUGAAACUGCAGACCUUCGAAGAAGCCGCUGAGGCAUCUCAGGCUAAAUGCUCCUCACUGGAGAAAACCAAAGAGCGUCUGCAGACAGAGAUUGAAGACCUGAUGGUGGACUUAGAGCGCUCCAAUGCUGCAGCUCUGGCUCUGGACAAGAGGCAACGCAACUUUGACAAGGUGCUGAGUGACUGGAAGCUGAAGUUCGAGGAGAGUCAGACAGAGCUGGAGGCGUCACAGAAAGAGUCUCGCAGUCUGAGCACUGAGCUCUUCAAACUGAAGAACUGCUAUGAAGAAGCUCUGGACCAGCUGGAGACGAUUAAACGAGAAAACAGGAACCUGCAAGAGGAGAUCCUGGAUCUGACAGAUCAGAUCAGUCAGGGAGGAAAGACGAUCCAUGAGCUGGAAAGGAUGAAGAAGCUCCUCGAUGUGGAGAAGAGUGACAUUAGAGCUGCUCUGGAGGAAGCAGAGGGGACCUUGGAGCAUGAGGAGAGUAAGAUCUUGAGAUAUCAGAUGGAGCUGGAGCACAUAAGGGCGGAGAUGAACCGAAAGAUUUCAGAGAAAGACGAGGAGAUCGACAGCCUCAGGGGGAGCCACCAGCGUUCCCUGGAGGCCAUGCAGGUCAAUUUGGAGGCAGAGAUUCGCCAUCGCAGUGAGGCGGUUCGUCUGAGGAAGAAGAUGGAGUCUGACCUGAACGAGAUGGAGAUCCAGCUGGGACACGCCAACAGGCAGCAAGCCGAGAGCCAGAGGAUCAUCAGACACCUGCAGACACAGGUUAAAGAGCAGCAGGUGGAGCUGGAAGACAAAGUCCAGCUGACCAAUCAGCUUAGAGAGCAAAUCGCUCUCCUGGAGCGGCGUUGUGCACUGAUGUCAGCAGAGGAGGAGGAGCUGCGGGGGGUCCUGGAACAGACAGACCGCGCCCGCAAGAUGGCCGAACACGAGCUGGUGGAGGCGUCAGAGAGAGUUAACCUGCUCACUACACAGAACGUGGGCCUCGUGAACCAGAAGAAGAAGCUGGAGUCCGAUCUGUCUGUGCUGACCGGAGAGGUGGACGAGGCGAUGCAGGAGAGCCGCAGUGCUGAGGAGAAGGCCAAAAAGGCCAUAACUGAUGCGGCCGUGAUGGCGGAGGAGCUGAAGAAGGAGCAGGACAGCAGCACCAUCCUGGAGAGAAUGAAGAAGAAUAUGGAGUCUACAGUAAAAGAGCUGCAGGUCAAACUGGACGAGACGGAGCAGAUGGCACUGAAGGGCGGAAAGAAGCAGCUCCACAAACUGGAGACGAGAGUGAGGGAGCUGCAGACGGAGCUGAUGCUGGAGCAGAAGAAAAGCGAGGAGUAUCAGAAGGGCGUCCGACGCUACGAGAGGAGGGUGAAGGAGCUGACGUACCAGUCGGAGGAGGACAAGAAGACUUUACUGAGGAUGCAGGAGCUCAUCGAAAGGCUGCAGGCCAAAGUGAAAGGCUACAAGAGACAAGCUGAGAACGCUGAGGAGCAGGUGGGCUGCAGCAGCAUCCGUUUCCGGAAAAUCCAACACGAGCUGGACGAAGCUGAGGAGAGAGCAGACAUCGCCGAGACGACCGUCAACAAGCUGCGGAUUCGAACACGUGAACAAACCAACAAGGUCGCCGUGAUCGCUGAUUCAGUUUAUGGACCCUGAGAGCAUCCUCUAAAAUAACAUCAUGAAGAAAAGAAAAACAUUUGCAGAGAUAUGAAUUGUAUGUGUGUGUGUGUGUGUGUGUGUGUGUGUGUGAUUUUUGUGU